AUGUCUACUUCACGUAUUGCCGUCCUGGCCCAAAAGGCGCCUAAGCCUUACUCCUUUUUAUCCCAAGCGAUCAUUUCAGGGAGCCAUAUUUUCUGUUCUGGUCAAAUUGGCUACAAGCCAGACACGGGUAUCCUUGUCGAAGGGACGAUCAAGGACCGCACUAAGCAAACUCUCUCCAACCUGCAAGCUGUCCUAGAGGGGGCUGGAGCCUCCCUGCAGGAUGUUGUCAAGGUCAAUAUCUACAUCACCGAUAUGGCAAAAUUUGCAGAGAUGAACGAGGUUUAUGAGACGUUUUUUGUCGAUCCCAAGCCUGCACGAACAUGUGUUUCCGUUCAGGCUUUGCCACUGGGCACUGAUGUUGAGAUCGAGUGCACCGCAAACCUGCCACAGGAUUCGAAGUUGUAA
Messenger RNA from Fusarium sp. VM40, 405 nucleotides. The record is from the annotation of a GenBank genome assembly. Lineage: Eukaryota; Fungi; Ascomycota; Sordariomycetes; Hypocreales; Nectriaceae.